AGACGCAGGAUGUUGGGGCUACCUGCUUAUCAGCAAGUUGUGCGCAUCGGACGUGAACACAAGAACCCAAUUUUCCUUGACGUCGGCUGCUGCUUUGGAAAUGUCAUCAGGGAAGUAAUUCUUGAUGGUUUUCCUGCAGCUCAAACGAUUGGAACUGAUCUCCAUCAAGAACUCUGGGAUCUGGGGCAUGAACUCUUCAAGUCGUCUCCAGAGACUUUUCCAGCUCACUUCGUGGGCGGGGACGCUUUUGACCCAGAAAUCCUCGCUGUGGCUCCGCCUGCGUCCCCACAGACAACAGAAGUUUCAACUCCUGACCUCAAUAGCCUCACUUCGUUGAAUUCGUUACGCGGAUGUGUUUCCGCAAUUCACGCAACAGCCUUCUUCCACCUGUUUAAAGAAGAUCAACAGCUGCACAUGGCCCGUGCUUUUGCUGGCCUUCUCUCUGCUGAACCAGGCUCCAUCAUUCUCGGAGCGCACGCGGGUGCUCAACAGAAGGGUGUCGUGAAUCAAGUAUAUUGGGGUAUCGAGGUUGACAUGUUCGCCCACAGCACCGAAAGCUGGACUUCUAUGUGGGAUGGUGAAGUAUUCGAGAAAGGAACGGUCAAGGUGGAUGCACAGUUAAGGGAGGUAUCCGAAGAUGUGGGAGGCGAUGAACGUUAUCCGGUGUUGCUCUGGUCUGUGACCAGACUGUGAGCAUGUGUUUUUUUUGCUUCCUCGCCAUUGCUAGAGUCUAGACUAGGCUAUUAAAUAUGCACCAUGAUUCCGCACGAAAUGCAGGUGAGGUGGAGUGAAGAAUCCCGGUAGAGACGCCCUCAGUCCCGUGCA
Messenger RNA from Suillus plorans, 825 nucleotides. RefSeq lists its product as uncharacterized. The record is from RefSeq and is a predicted model, not a curated record. NCBI's taxonomy places the organism in Eukaryota, Fungi, Basidiomycota, Agaricomycetes, Boletales, Suillaceae. The transcript is spliced from 3 exons. The coding region runs from base 10 to 693 and encodes 227 amino acids.